Molecule: messenger RNA, 1176 nt
Organism: Aspergillus mulundensis
Lineage: Eukaryota; Fungi; Ascomycota; Eurotiomycetes; Eurotiales; Aspergillaceae
Gene: phoB
Product: regulatory cyclin phoB
Exons: 1
Coding region: 1-1176 (391 amino acids)
Biological process (GO): regulation of cyclin-dependent protein serine/threonine kinase activity
Cellular component (GO): cyclin-dependent protein kinase holoenzyme complex; nucleus
Molecular function (GO): cyclin-dependent protein serine/threonine kinase regulator activity; protein kinase binding
Source: RefSeq, a predicted model, not a curated record
AUGUUAGUUUCUUCGCCUUCGCCCUCCGCCCUUCGCCCUGCUCCCUCCUCGCCCGCCGCCACCCAACUUCAACCUCCUCUCUCCCCAUGUUCGACCUCGUUCUCGCGCCGCCUGUCGUCGACGUCGGCUGCCUUUGCCUAUCAUAAUCAGCAGUAUGACUCUGCCGCCGAUCGUUCUGCUGCGCCCGGUAGUCCUUUCACUCCCCGUUCCUCCCGUGUGGCCAUUGAAGAGCUCCGCUCGGCUUUGAAAAGGCACUCCGUUUCGUCUCCGCCUAGCAGGCCCUCAGGGGAUCUUCCUCGCGGCCGUAUGUCCGCAGGACAGACCUCCCUUGGGGGCGGAAUUAGCACCUCCGUGUCUGCUGCAGCUACCUCCGCUGCUGGCCCCGGUCCUAACGCCGCCCUCCCUGCUACAUCCGCUGACCCUGUCGGCCACACUUUGUCCGCUCCCGGUCCUGCUACAUUGGUUCCUUCGGCUCCUUCUGCCCCUUCCCAAGUUUCGCAAGCCCCUCCAAUGCCGGCACCAACUAGUACAUCGGGGUCCAACAAGCGUAACAGCCUGACCGAUCCUACUCUUGGUGUUGAGCCAGCCGGACCGGGGCACCUAGCCCGUGAAGGGUCCCUUUCGAAAAAACUACGCCCCGAGAACCCUGCUGUCAAAUAUCUCCCUACUCGUUAUGAACUUGCAGAACCCAAGGACCUGGUGGUACUCAUUUCGAGUAUGCUGAUGGAGCUCAUUCGUUUCAACGACAAGAUACCCCUGAACCAGGGUCGGCUGACUCGUUUCCACUCACGCACUCCGCCUCGGAUCUCUGUACAUGAUUACCUGCAACGACUCACGACUCACGCGACUCUCUCGCCGCCGAUCCUUCUUAGUAUGGUGUACUAUAUCGACCGACUUUGCACACUAUACCCCGCCUUCACCGUUUCCAGUUUGACCAUCCAUCGGUUCCUGAUUACCAGCGCUACCGUCGCAUCCAAAGGACUAAGCGAUAGCUUCUGGACCAACAAGACUUACGCUCGUGUUGGCGGUAUCAGCAUGAACGAACUUGCCCUGCUUGAACUCGAGUUUCUUUUCCGCGUCGAGUGGCGUAUUGUUCCUCAGCCCGAGGUGCUGACCGACUACUACCAGAGCUUGGCGGAACGGUGCGACGGCUAUGAAAUCAAGUCAGGGGCUUGA